UCACCCACAUGGCGGGAACUCCGAUUCUUCAUGUGAGCUGCUAAACGUCCACGUUGAUGAGGUUCGGUAUACUGGUGAAGACAUGCCCGAGCAGGUAACACAUGGAGGCCAAUCGUUAGCGCGGUGACGUCAUUCUGAUAUUCAACGGUCCGCGAUAAUGUAUCGCUUCACGCGUCCACAACGCAGACCUCCUUUCUAUUCCUGCAAACAGCUGCCAUUUCCCUAAACUUCAAAAUGGGACGUCGAGAUCGCCUCAUCAGCGCGUCUAUCUUGCGCGCCAUCUUCAGAUCUGACGCGCCUCGGAAAGAUGAGAGCGCGCAUCUAGGCCUGUUUGCGCGUAUAUAUGCCUUCUUCGCCCUCUUCAGUCUUACUCUAGCUCGAUAUCGCGCGUCUCUAUUCAAGAAGUUAAGGAACGAUACUUGGGAGAUUGAAGAGGAAGGAUACAUUGAGAGCUUCCGCUCUCCUAGCAAGGGCAAACGGACCGACCUGGUCCCCAUAGGAGACCUGGGAUACUCUGGAUCAACUUUCUUUACAACGCCUAAUUCCAAGUAUCUAAUCAAGUCACUCCCACGACAGUUCGAGCAAUCCUUCUUUCGCGAUCGUCUUCUCGAACCCUAUGUCGAACACAUGGAGCUGAACGAGGACUCCCUCCUCGUCCGUAUAACAGACCUCCUCUACUGCCCUACUGCCACCAUCGGUGCUGCACUAGGCGCUGCACCAAGUCAUCACAUCAUAAUGGAGAAUAUCCUCUACGGGAAGUCAAGUUGUAGCAAGGACCAGCAAAAACGUUGGGAGACGUAUGAUCUGAAGCCGAACGAUUACUUCUAUCCUGAACGCGACGUGGCUAACGGACGACUGGCACCGGAGAGUGUCAAGGAUCGACUUAUUGAUGAGUUUGAAGACAAAGUCCGAGUAACUAUCGACCAGAAGGAGGAGCUCAUUGCCCAACUCUCUCGGGACUCAAAGAUCUUACAAAGCAACAACGCAGUGGAUUAUUCGUUGUUUCUCGUCCGCUAUCCCGCCGACCUGAAUUCGGGUGACGUGCCGCCGCCCCCCGGUCGAGGAUCUACAUGGCGCACAGGUGUCGUAUCGCGUGACGGCAAGUGGGUUUACCGAGCCAUCGUUCUCGACUUCUUUUGGUCGAAAGACGCUCUUCAGGCGCAUACGAUGACAGGUCUGGUUAAGCUAUUCAACACACUGAAGUUUGGAAAAGAUCACGGCCCCAUGAGUAUUACUACCACGAGCGAUGAAUACAGACAAAGAUUCCUCGGAAUGGUUGAGGACAUGGUUGAGGUUCCAGACAGUGCUGGUAGACCCGCUGGAGAAGUACGUAGCCCUGCACCAGUAGCUGCUGAUCAAGUGGUGUAAAGCGGCCCAUGACCGCUGAUGAUCUUCAUUCCAUCCUCUUCGCUGGUAGUACAGCGUAUGAUUAGUUUGAUACACAAGAUACCCGGUCCAUGUCUGCGCAUUUGGGCUUCCAGUUUCUAAUCACAUUCCUCAAUGAAAGCCAUACGAAUGCACACAAGAAAGCCAUGUUUCGUGACCCAUGACAUGAUGGCGGUGAGCACAGAAGCUCGAACAUGGCGUCAUCGCACAUAGCCCCAGGCGUCUGAGUGGUUGAGGCUGCGACGCUGACGAGCCUUGCCAACGCACAACCAUCUCACGAUAGGCCGCGCCCGCCACGCCCGGGUAAUUCCUCGCAGGAGCCUUGCGUUUUAUGGCAUUGCGACCCGGUUUUAAGCAAGGGGUACAUGGAAUGCGUAUUCCGAGGAGGCU
Molecule: messenger RNA, 1776 nt
Organism: Alternaria alternata
Lineage: Eukaryota; Fungi; Ascomycota; Dothideomycetes; Pleosporales; Pleosporaceae
Product: SAICAR synthase-like protein
Exons: 2
Coding region: 235-1368 (377 amino acids)
Biological process (GO): phosphatidylinositol metabolic process
Molecular function (GO): phosphatidylinositol kinase activity
Source: RefSeq, a predicted model, not a curated record